CUUGAUCAAAAUUGUUAAAUUUAUAUUCAGAAUUAUUUCGUUUUCAAGAUAAAAUCAUUAUGAGCGACCACUUGGGAAGUUCUCAUGACGAAGGUGAGCUGUCAGAUGAAAGUCACAAGAAAAGUCAAAGAGCGUCGAGUUCCGAUGAGCCAAAUCCAGCCAAGUCGAACAAAGGUUUGGAAUCAAAAAUGCGUGAAAGCAUAUUAAGUCGUCUGAGCAAGCGGAAGAACAGUGAAAGCGAUGAUGAUACCACAGAACAACGGUUUUCAAUACAGCCUAAAAACGCUCAAAAGGCAAAAGAGGACCGAUAUCGAGAUAAAGAAAGAGAUAAAAAACGGGAAAAGGACAAACGAGAUGACAGAAGAGACGUGCGUGGACCAGAUGCUCGACAAAAAGAUCGUGAUUUCAAAGGACGACAGGAAAGAUCUGGAAGAGAUCAGAAAGUACAUGAACAUAGACAUCAUCACCAUCAUAGAAAACACGAAACAGAUGGGCACCGCACAAACAGAAGUAACAGAGAUCGUUCGUCUGAAAGAGACUCAGAAAAACACAAAAGGCAUAUUGAUCGUCAUAAAAAAUCCAGCACAACUUCUCCUGAUAAUGACAAAUCGCCACACAAAAAGUCAAAACAUACAGAUGUUCCAGCAGAUGCAAAGCUCUUUGAUAGAAUUCUCGACCCGAACUACAAAAAGAAAGAUGACGAUGUUCUCGUGAUUGAAGAUGUAGAAAUGUCGCCAAUUGAGAUAUUAGAAGAAAAGGAAGAGAAAGAAAUUGUCGAAUUCACUAUAGACUCACCAGCUGGCCCCAAGAAAUACUCAAAAUUCGAAAGCGACCCAGAAAGUGAUCAUGACGAUACUAAACCGAAGAGCCCUGGAAAAGCUGAAGACGAUGACGAUGUCAUAGAAGUAUUGGAUGAUGCUCUACAUUCGGAUGAUGAUGCAGAUAGCGAUGAAGAUAAAUAUUUAAAAACACCAGAAGAUCGAGAAUGGGAAGAAAUGACUGAAACUGAACAAAGACUUCAUAAAGAAGCAAUGAAAAAACGUGCGUCAAUGAAACAAAAAACAUUGAUCGCCCAGUUACCUGUUUUUUAUCCCGGUCUCAUGGGAUGUAGAAAUAUUGAUGAAUAUGAAUGUGUGAAUCGAGUUGAUGAAGGAACAUUUGGAGUUGUAUAUCGUGGAAAAGAUAAACGAACGGAUGAGAUUGUCGCGUUAAAAAGACUGAAAAUGGAGAAAGAGAAAGAAGGAUUUCCAAUCACUGCUCUUCGUGAAAUCAAUAUGCUUCUAAAAGCUGGAAAUCACCCGAAUAUUGUGAAUGUUAAAGAAAUUCUACUAGGAAGUAAUAUGGAUAAGAUCUACAUGGCUAUGGAGUUUGUUGAACAUGACAUGAAAAGUCUUUUAGACACAAUGUCUCGUCGAAACAAACGAUUUUCGAUAGGUGAACAGAAAACACUUCUGCAGCAACUGCUAUCUGGAAUUGAACACAUGCAUAAACUUUGGAUUCUGCAUCGUGAUCUCAAAACAUCCAAUUUAUUGAUGUCUCACAAGGGAAUUCUGAAAAUUGCCGAUUUUGGACUUGCUCGUGAAUAUGGAGAUCCACUGAAAAAGUUUACAUCAAUUGUUGUAACUCUCUGGUAUCGAUCACCGGAAUUGCUUCUUGGUACACGUCUCUAUUCAACUCCCGUUGAUAUGUGGUCUGUUGGAUGUAUUAUGGCAGAGUUUAUUCUCUUAAAACCAUUGUUCCCGGGACGCGGUGAACUUGAACAAAUUAAGAAAAUUUUCAUGGAAAUGGGAACUCCCACGGAAUCAAUAUGGCCUGGAGUCACUGAACUCGACGGUUGGAAGGCAUUGACAUUUGAGAAGUAUCCAUAUAAUCAAUUGAGAAAGAGGUUCCUAGCUGGAAGACUUCUCAAUGACACUGGUUUUAAGUUACUUAAUGGCCUACUCACUCUGGACCCAAAGAAUCGAUUCUCCGCUACACAAGCUCUUGAUCACGAAUGGUUCACUGAAGAACCUUAUCCAGUGCCACCGGAGGAGUUUCCAACGUUUCCCGCUAAAAGCGAACAGAAUAAAGCUCCACCGCCGGCGAAGCAGAAACAACAAGAAAAUCGCAUUUCUCAUGUGGAUCCAGAAACUGCCAAGCUCCUAAAACAAUUCGAGGUGCGACCAGAGCAAGUGAAACCCGGUGGAUUCUCAUUGAAGUUCGAUCCAACAAGAUUCUGAUCUCCGGCUAUCUUCCAGUUUAUUUAUAAUUCGGUUGAAUUUUUAAAAAGUAUGGACAUUUUGAAAAUGAAUUAUAUUUCAU
Molecule: messenger RNA, 2301 nt
Organism: Caenorhabditis elegans
Lineage: Eukaryota; Metazoa; Nematoda; Chromadorea; Rhabditida; Rhabditidae
Gene: cdk-11.1
Product: Cyclin-dependent kinase 11.1
Biological process (GO): positive regulation of embryonic development; regulation of cell cycle
Cellular component (GO): cytoplasm; nucleus
Molecular function (GO): protein kinase activity; protein serine kinase activity; ATP binding
Source: RefSeq, marked reviewed